GGCCCGCGCACUCGUGCAGCCGUUCGAAAAGGGGUGGCUGACGCCGGGCGCCAGGAGGCUCAGUUCCAUCUCGGACGCCGACUGACCCGGAGGAAGAGACGUUGCUGCGCCCCCGCCGACACAACCCAGCCCCUCGCGCUGACCGCCCCUCCGCCCCUGCCCCGGAGUCCCAAUGAGGUACAGCGGGCCUGCCAAACGACGCCGGGAGGCGGCCCCGGGACGCAUCCCGCCGCUGUGGGCCACGCGGCCCACGCCCGGGGGCCCGCUAUGGCCUCCGCGUUACCCCCCGUUGGGCUCGCCUUACUUCGUGCCUUUCCUGGGAGGAGGACCGCCCGAGGUGCAGGGAGCGUGCGUUGGGCCCAGCGCGCAGGCAGCCAAGAAAGACAAAGCGAAGAUCGUCCAGUUUGAGUGGAACGGGUGUACCUUCUACCGGUACAUCCCCGACGGCACCAAAGGAGCCGCGGCUGCCGCUGCCGCUGCGGCAGCCGCCGGCCGACACAUGGGCACUCCCGGCGAGCCGCCCAUCCCACCACCACCGUUCGUUCGGCCCAGGUCGUUCGAGUGGCACCAGCGCUCCUCCCGCUCCCAGAGUCGCCGAAGGAAGCAACAGCAAGUUUUCCCCCCGAGGGCCCCCGCACCACCGUGGACGCCGGGCCCACUUCCGCAAGACAGGCCCGGAAGCAGCAAGCAGUUCUCUGUCGCCUCGGCCGCCGCGGCAGCAGCCGCCAUGAGCGCCACCGGAGGCUGCGCAGGACCGUACCGGCCGAGGGAGCCGAAUCCGAGGAUUCCUCGCAAGGAGAACAAGACUCCUGCGAGCCACGUACACUUGCCACCUUUCCUGGCAACAACUUCGAGCAAGGCGGCGGCCAAGUCACCGUCGCCGACCACGGCCACUCACGUGCAAGGUCCACCCAGGGCCGCUGCGUUUAGAAACAAGGACUCCGCGGCAGCCGCCCCACUGCCGUUUUCACUCAGGGCGGCCUUCGGCGCUGACGACUGCUGCGCAUCGCCAGCCAUGUCGAAGAGAAAUGAGACACCCGGCAUGCUGUCUGGGACGAACCAAGCUUCCGGCGGCGGCGGCAAGCCCAGGAUGCCAGGUGGUGGAAACAUGACCGUGCGCCGGUCUCAAGACGUCGCUGUUCCGGAGUCUGACGUGCUGGGGGCUAAGCCCAAAAAGCCCCCACGCAUGAACAACAUGACAUUCACAAAGUCUCCGUCCGACCGAUCAGGAGGAAAUGUGCCAUUCAACAGCGGCAACAGCAAGGCGUUCGCCCGAGCGCCGCCAUUCAGGAACAGCCCCCGGGUGUACAGCUCAACGGUUCUCAAGGAGUUCAGCGCCACCAGCAAGCAGGACAGCGCUCGCGGGGCGGCGAGUGAUGGCAGGCCUAUUCUCUCGGUACCUAGGGAGUCUACCCCGAAGGAACAGCGUACUGCGCGGCAGGACCGCCGCGUGCGCUACAAGGCCGAAAUAGUCGGCACCAACAUCAUCGUAACUCGGGAAGAACCGAGUCCAGAGAAGAAGUCUGACAUGGGUCCUGCGGCCGCGGUGGCCACAGAUCAGAAGGCGACACUCCCGCAGACAUCUGGCGGCACCGGAGUUAAAAAAGUGGAACAAGGACCAUCGGCUCCGAAUGGCUCCACUGACACAACCAAGGCCGAACCAACCGGCUGGAAGGACCGUGAGGAGUCAGCCUUCCAAAGCCGAAUUCUGCACGCCGCUUUGCUACAUGGAACCAGCGUGGCCGAUGCGGAACGAUCUUCAGCAACCACUGACGCCUUUACUCAGCUAACCACUUUUGACAUCAAUGAACAGUUCGACCGUUUUCUUUCUCCGGGUCCUCGGUGUGUCAAACAAGAGAGCGCUGCAUCGUUGACUCAUCGGAAGUCGCCGUCGGGGGUAGAGUGGUGCGGCAAAUUGAGAAGCAUACCCGUCCAGACGGAUGAAAUGGAAGCCAGCACCUGCGAGCCAAAAGAAAAGCACGAGAACAAGCACGGAAAUGAAAUUCUGGAAACUGAUCAGCAAGAGCUGGUCGAAAAGAUGAAGAGUAAAGACAUCGAAGCCCAAAAGGAAGCCAAGCGUGAAGACAAUAUGCGGGAGCUUCUCUCUGAAGGCGAAAUCACUUCACCGGCAUCAUACGUGGAUGAACCCCACACAAGCAGCUCGGAGAUAUACCUAGACAGCCUGGUAUCUAACGGCACAUCUACGCCUUCGCCAAGCGAGGACGCGUUUCGCAAACCAGACUGCGACAAGACUUUGAACCCCGAAGGCGCGGUGGCUCUCCUCAAUGAGCUGGACGACUUCCUCAAAGAUUGUAGCCCCAUCAAGGGGGCACAGCAGCCCGCCGAAGAACAACCGGUUCGUAGGAGCUGCGGAUCCUCGACGCCUUUGUCGGAGGGAGCCUCGAGGAACUCCUGCCCAGAGUCAGCGGGUCGAGAGACUUCGUCUUCACCUUCGUCUUUAUCCAAAGGCGAAGGUUUCUCAGAUAUUUCGGAACCACGGUCGCCGUUGGCCAAGGACUUGCAAGUACCGGACAACGCGUCGCUCGCGAGCGAUGUGAUCCUUAUUAACUUCGCCGAGGAUACGACAACGCUCAAGGAACACCUGGACGGACUGGUGGCAGACUACAAGGCCAAGCAAGAGUCUGAUACUGUUAGUGGUACUGGCAUCGCGUUCUCUCCAGACGGCGAGGGAUGCCGCCCGCGAAGCGCCAGCAGCAACGGCGCCAACAACGUCCUCGAGAAGCACCCGGGAUCCUCCCCGACUCGCUCAAGUGCCCCAGUGCUCCUUCCUUCUGAUGUGUCGCCGCGAGAGCUGCUCAACAUGGCAUCAGAAGAGGCUCGCACAGCCGGUGGAGACUUCAGAAGCUCGUCGGUGGCCAAAGGACCGCGGCAUACCCAGAAGGACCGCGUCGGGGAAGCCUUGUCCGAGAGGGGUGACUCGUCAUUCAAGAUCACGCGCAAGUCUCCCGCUACUGGGACCAUCGAAAUUGGACGCCCCCGAUCCCUGGCCUCUUGCGACAGCUGCGGCGCCGUCUACUGCGGGUCCAUUAACAGCGAGAACUUUCCGCGCGUGUGCUCCUGCAAGACUCGGCACGGCGCCCGGGCCAAGGGCAGCAGGCCACUGAUCCCGGUCGAGAUUGAGGAAGCCCUCAAGGAAGAGUACAGGGACCCGGAGAUCGUGUCCUGCUUCGUCGAAGAGAAUGUCGAGUACCUGCUCGAGAGCGAGGACGAGGAGUACGAGCAGGUUGUGCGGCGCCGCUCGCUGACCGGUCGCAACCUUCUCGGUCGGCAGGCAAGCCACCACGAGAGAUCGGGCUCCGGCAGCGACGACCGCUCAGCGGCCGCCUCUCAGCGCUACCCCGAGAACAGCACGAGCUGGAACAAGAUCAAGGACGCGUCCGAGGCUUCGGUCAUCUCCGGCACCGAGAGGUGCGGCAGCGAGCCGACUACAGGCGGAGCCUCGCGCGCGCUUAUCUACGACUGUCCCUGGUGGACGUAUGAUCAGGGCGAGCACGACGGCGCCACCAAGGGCGACAGCAUCAGCACGGCCCUUGGCAGCUGCGACCAGGUCUCCGCCAACACCUCCGUAGCCGCCGCCGUCGCGGAGAUUGCCUCCAACGCGGCCGCCACGCUUCAUCCAUGGUCAACCACCCUCAGGGCUGCCGCGGCCGCGGCAGAGACCGGAAUCCACGGCGCCACCGCCAACGGUCCGGGUGCUGUCGGGGAGGUGCCGGCGGCAGCAGCGGCCGCCGCUUCGAGCAACAACCCUUGGGGGCCUUUCCUGGCGACCGCCCAGGCUAUCGUGGGACCCAAACGCGAAGUCGUGAUGUCGUCUGGAGACCACGAGACCACCGAUGAAGUCUCUUGCCGCUUGGCCCGCUCGGACGCGGACUUCACCACGCUCUACAUGGAAGGGCAGCCACGCAAACCGGCGCUCAAGCAGCGCUGGCCGGCGUCCGCCGAGCUGGGCGCUGCCGUGGGACCAGCCAGCCAGCAGCAGCGCGCCACGGGUGGCGACAGGGACUCGCUGUCCUUCUACGAGUUCCCGCUGAACGAUCAGCACGAGGCGCUGCCACCCCAGCAGCACUCGCUCAGCAUGGAGACACUCGUCGGGUCCAACAGGCUCGACGUCUCCUCGACGUCUUCGACGGGCGGCGGCACAGAGCGACGGCUGGCCGAGGGUGAGCCCAUGCCUCCUCCGCCCGCGGAUGCAAUUGACGGUAAAACGUCCGGCGGCGGCAGCGCCCAGAGUCCUGACGCCCAGUACUGCGAGCUGGAGCUGUACGCGCCGGUGAGCAAGAGCGGGCCGGCCGUGUGUACCGUCGUCGUGCCCGCGCACUCCAUGGCCGAAGGUGGGGACGGUGCUAAGGGCGAGGCCGUCCUGCUGGACACCGGACCGCGGCCUGCCACCCCGCCCGAAGACUCCGGCCUCUGCGGAGACAAGAAGAUCGCCGAGGCCAGCGCCAAGCCCAUGGGCAAGAUCCGCACGCGCUUCCGCGACUUCUUCUGGAAGCACAAGUGAUUGGCUCUGCUGUCCUCAGACUCGUGCUACACUGUCCCGGAGUCCAGCAUCGUGGCCACGGGCAAACAUCUUCGCCAGGUUUCCCAACCUCCCCUGGAGGGACACUUGACGAUGAGCAGUUCUAUAUUUUUUUUUUCAUUGCUCGCUCGUCUUUCUUUUUUUUUUUCUUCCUUUCUUUCUGGACAUUUUCCUGUGAGGUAGCCACUUUGUUCCCUUGUUUUUUCUACUCACAGGUGAAGUGGACAGUCCUACUUUUUUUCUGUCUGCGUCGCGCUUGACAUGUGACCUGGGAGCCUGUCAUUCUCCCCGUUUUUUCCUCGCGAUUCCCAGGCCAUGUAGUCUCACUUUUUGCUUGUUAAUCGCUAUCCUUCGGGACGAGCAUUUUUUUCGUUGCUUCUCAAGUCUUCAAAUUGAAGGUUCACGCAGAAGCUUAUGAUGGCUGGGUUGUUGGCAGUGAAAACGCUGGGAGCAGCGAACGGCAUCGCGAACUUUUCCUGUUGACAGUGAGAAGGAACUUUUUUUUUGCUAUAGGUGCUCGUUUCGCUGUUAGAAAGCACCUAUUCUUUGUUUCUGUUGAACUCUCUUGUUAAGCUCUGAUGAGCUGCGUCCCCAGUGUUGUGAAAAGAAUGUGAACCUCUUGUGCCAUGUAAGUCUUUUUUGGUACAAUAAAAGUUCACGAAAAGCA
Molecule: messenger RNA, 5207 nt
Organism: Dermacentor andersoni
Lineage: Eukaryota; Metazoa; Arthropoda; Arachnida; Ixodida; Ixodidae
Source: RefSeq, a predicted model, not a curated record